Messenger RNA from Caretta caretta (loggerhead turtle), 8485 nucleotides. The record is from RefSeq and is a predicted model, not a curated record. Lineage: Eukaryota; Metazoa; Chordata; Testudines; Cheloniidae.
AGCGGAGGGCCCAGUGCUGCCGGGCACCUGUAUGGAGAGCGGGGGUGCAGCCCUGUCCCCGCCCGGAUGGGGGAUCGGCAUUGUGCGGGAGGAGGUGCCGUGGGGGAGCGAUCUCCGUGGGCCAAGCCUUGCUUACGUUAAAGCUCCCCGGAUAAUUGGGGAGCCCUCUAGUUCCAGAACCCACCGACGUCCCAGUUUCCACGGAGGGGCCCCGUUCCGCCCGUCUGUCUGCAGUUGCCUCUCACAGGCCUAUGGCUGGAUGGAGCCUCCUGUGACGAUUCUGCCGGGCUCUUGCACCCUUUACAACAGGGUUUCUCAAACACUUGGACGCUGAGCUUCUUUCAGGAAGUGUAACAGAUCUUCCCCCUCCCCUUGCUAAAAACCUACCCAUCAUCAUUUAUGCAUCUACGUCUUCCUCUCCAGUCACUCCCUCACACCCGUGCUCUGGAAAGUGGCACUGUGUACACGAUAGACCGUGAAAACGAUCCCUUUAGCAUGUGGUCAAAAACUAGUUUUGGAAGAAUGAACUUUUCUAAAACCUAAAUCUAGUAGAAACACUUUUACAACUUUUUUUAAAAAGUCACUGAAAACUGCUGACUUUAAACAAAUAUUUCCUUAUAGCGUUUGACACCUAAACAUAACUGCAAUGAGAACCUACCGUGAAACUCACAAGAACAAUGCAAAAUGAAAAUGGAGCAUAAAUAACCUAUGUGACUGGCCCUCCACCUGACUCUAGUGGGAGAAUCUUUCUGAACAUGAUCCGAAUUGCAGCAUUGAAUGCCAGCUCCACAAUUGAGGAUGAGCAUGAAGGUACCUUCAAAAGUCACAAAACACAGACAAAGGAGGCUCAAGAGGCAGAAGCUUUUGCUCUGUAUCACAAAGCUUUGGACCUUCAGAAACAUGACCGAUUUGAAGAGUCUGCCAAAGCUUACCAUGAGCUGCUUGAGAUUCGUCUUCUGCGAGAGGCAGUUCUCUCUGGUGAUGAGAAGGAAGGGUUAAAACAUCCAGGCUUAAUGUUAAAAUAUUCCACCUAUAAAAAUCUAGCGCAAUUGGCAGCACAGCGAGAUGACCUGGAGACAGCCAUGGAGUUCUACUUAGAGGCUGUAAUGUUAGACUCUACUGAUGUCAACCUGUGGUAUAAAAUUGGUCGUGUUGCAAUAAGGCUAAUCCGUAUGCCACUGGCACGACAUGCUUUUGAAGAAGGGCUCAGAUGUAAUCCUGAUCACUGGCCUUGUUUAGAUAACCUCAUCACAGUCUUGUACACGCUCAGUGACUAUACAACAUGUUUGUAUUUUAUCUGCAAAGCUCUGGAGAAAGACUGCCAAUACAGCAAAGGACUGGUAUUGAAGGAGAAGAUUUUUGACGAGCAACCUUGCCUCAGGAAAGACUCGUUAAGGAUGUUCCUCAAAUGUGACAUGUCGAUCCAUGAUGUGAAUGUGAGUGCAGCUGAAACAAGAGCAAUCAUAGAUGAAGCAUUGGAGCUACGUAGAAGGAGGCAGGCUCUAAUGGUGCGAGAGAAAGAACCAGAUCUUAAGCUUGUCCAGCCAAUUCCCUUUUUCACGUGGAAGUGUCUAGGAGAAAGUUUACUUGCUAUGUAUCAUCACCUGACAACAUGUGAGCCUCCUCGACCUAGCCUGGGGAAGAGAAUUGACCUCUCAGAGUACCAAGACCCAGUCCAGCACUUGAUUCUUUCUCCUACCUCUACUCCUGUCAGUGUUAUCCAGCCCAAUCCUGUCAGCACUAAUCCAGUGGUUACAAUGAGUGACCCAUUAUUAACUUACACUCCAAUGACACCCAAUUUUUCCGGUCAUAGUGAGAAUUUACUGGAACCAGUAAUGCCUAUAGGUGACACAACUGUUAGUGAUAAAUCCAAGAAAGGGGUGAAGCGGAGGAAAAUCACAGAAGAUAGUGGUGAAACUGCAAAAAGGCGGUCUGCUCGAGUCCGAAACACCAAGUGUAAAAAGGAGGAGAAAGUUGACUUUCAAGAGCUGUUGGUAAAGUUUCUUCCUUCAAGGCUGCGGAAACUGGAUCCAGAGGAAGAGGAUGAUCCUUUCAAUAACUAUGAGGUGCAAUCAGAGAUCAAACAAGAGAAUUUCCAGCAUAUUGGACCACAUAGAAUGUCAUUUGACUCUACAACAUUCAUGGAAUCUGAGAAGCAGGAUGUUCAUGAAUUCCUAUUGGAUAACCUGAACAAUGGUGGCAUCCUAGAACUGAUGAUGAGAUAUCUGAAAGUAAUCAGCCAGAAGUUCCUGGUGAAGUGGCCACCUGGCUUGUCUGAGGUGGUCCUUAGUAUCUACAAUAGCUGGAGAAAGCAUAGUAGUAAUUUGCCCAACCCGUUACUGAGGGACUGUAGCAACCAGCACAUCAAGGAUAUGAUGCUGAUGAGUCUGUCUUGCAUGGAAUUACAACUUGACCAAUGGUUGCUGACGAAAGGGAAGAGCUCUACAGUUUCCCCUCGAAAUUGCCCUUCUGCCACUGUGAACGGAAAGUUUGGUCCUGAUUUCCCAGGAUCCCAUUUUCUGGGGGACUUGUUGCAGCUCUCAUUUGCAUCCUCCCAGCGAGAUCUGUUUGAGGAAGGUUGGCUGGAGUUUGUGGCUCGAGUGUAUUGGCUGAAGGCUCGCUUUCUAGCACUGCAGGGUGACAUGGAGCAGGCAUUGGAGAAUUAUGACAUCUGCACUGAAAUGCUGCAGAGUUCCACUGCACUCCAAGCCAAAGCUGGCAAUGAACACAGCAUUGUGAUCCGAUUACCUAACCUCCAUGUUGAUUCUGUUGUUUCUCUAGAAGAGAUUGACAAGAACCUCAAGUCUCUGGAGAGAUGCCAAUCUUUGGAGGAGAUCCAGCGACUGUAUGAGGCAGGGGAUUACAAGGCAGUGGUGCAUCUGCUUCGCCCAACCUUGUGCUUUAGUGGAUAUGGUAGGGCUAAACAUCUGGAAUUUGUUAUAUCUAUACCAGAGAGACCAACACAGUUACUUCUGCUGCAGGAUUCCCUGCUGAAACAGAAGGAUUACAGGCAAUGUUUUGAAUGCUCUGAAGUUGCCUUGAACGAAGCAAUUCAGCAGAUGAUUAACCUGACAGUAGCGUCUGCUAAAGAAGAGUGGGUUGCUACAGUAACACAGCUGCUCAUGGGGAUUGAUCGCUCACUGUCAUCAGACAGCAGCAUCCUGAAGGAAUCUUCUGUAACGCUGAGCCUCAUUCGACUAACAAACAACCUCAUUCAGAUUAUAGAUUGCAGCAUGGCAAUCCAGGAGGAAGCCAAAGAGCCAUAUGUCUCGUCAGUGCUUCCCUGGAUUAUUUUGCACCGGAUUAUCCAGCAUGAAGAAGAUGCCUUCCGAUCCCUUUGCUGUCAGCAGCAGCAGCUCCAAAGCCAGGGCGAGGAAGUGAGUCCUGACACACCUAUGCUGCCUCCUUCCCUCAUGUUACUGAACACCGCCCAUGAGUACCUAGGAAGAAGAUCUUGGUGUUGUAACUCAGAUGGCGCCCUUCUCAAAUUCUAUGUGUGGGUACUGCAAAAGGAGCUUGCAGUGUCUACCUCUGAAGAUACUCAUCCCUACAAAGAGGAACUGGAGACAGCCCUGGAGCAGUGUUUUUACUGUUUGUACAGCUUCCCAAGCAAAAAGAGCAAAGCAAGGUACCUGGAAGAGCAUUCUGUGCAGCAGGUGGAUCUGAUGUGGGAAGAUGCGUUAUUCAUGUUUGAAUAUUUUAAGCCCAAAACCCUCCCUGAGUUUGAUAGCUACAAAACCAGCACUGUAUCUGCUGAUCUGGCCAACCUUCUGAAGAAGAUUGCUACGAUUGUUCCUCGAACAGACAAGCCCAUGUUAAGCCUAGAUGAUGUCUCUGGCUAUAUUGAAGGAACCUUCAGCAAGGUACCAUCUCUCCCAGAGGGUGCAGACUACUCUCCUCCAGUGGUGACUGAGCUGUAUUACCUCCUGGCAGACUACCACUUCAAGAAUAAAGAGCAAUCUAAGGCCAUUAAAUUCUACAUGCAUGACAUCUGUAUUUGUCCAAACAGGUUUGAUUCUUGGGCUGGCAUGGCGCUGGCUAGAGCAAGUCGAAUUCAGGACAAAUUGAACUCCAAUGAACUGAAGAGCGAUGGCCCCAUUUGGAAGCACUCUACUCCCGUCCUCAACUGCUUUAAACGAGCCCUGGAGAUCGACAGCUCCAAUCUCUCUCUCUGGAUAGAAUAUGGCACCAUUUCCUAUGCCCUGCACUCUUUUGCAUCCCGACAGCUGAAGCAGUGGAAGUUAGAACUUCCCCCUGAAGUUGUGCAGCAGCAUCUUGUCCCAUUGCAGAUGGAAGAGCGUCGAGACAGCAUGUUGGAGACAGCCAAACUCUGCUUUACUUCGGCAUCUCGCUGUGAGGGAGAUGGAGAUGAAGAAGAGUGGCUUAUUCACUACAUGCUGGGAAAGAUUGCAGAGAAGCAAAAGCAGUCUCCAGCUGUCUAUCUGCUUCAUUACAAACAGGCAGGUCACUACCUCCAUGAAGAAGCUGCCAGGUAUCCAAAGAAGAUUCACUACCAUAACCCACCAGAACUGGCCAUGGAGGCAUUAGAGGUUUACUUCCGGCUUCAUGCCUCUAUUCUGAAACUUGUGGGGAAGCCAGACUCUGGGGUGGAUGCGGAGAUAUUACUUACUUUCAUGAAGGAGGCUUCUGAGGGACCAUUUGCCAGGGGUGAAGAGAAGAACACUCCAAAAGUUACAGAAAAGGAAAAGACUUGCAUGAUUGAUGAAGACUCUCACUCUUCUGCUGGAACAGUACCAGGCCCUGGGACUUCCCUCCCCUCAUCCUCUGGUCCAGGUCUGACAUCCCCACCUUACACAGCCACUCCAGUUGACCACGAUUACGUCAAAUGUAAAAAACCCCGUCAGCAGGCAACGCCGGAUGAAAGGAGUCAGGACAGCACAGCAGUGGUGCUCUCUGAUUCUAGCUCCACACAGGACAUCUUUAAUGAACCUGCCAGUUCUCAAGACAGUUCGAGGAAGCCUUACUCAGAGAAGAGGAUUUCCACUUCCUGUUCAGAUGUGAUGGCAUCCUGCAAAGAAACUCUAGGAUCUGAAGACGAAAGAGGAAAGUCAGAAGAACCCUUGGAGAACUCUGAAUCUUAUCAUGCAGCUGAGCAUAGUGUCCAGAAAGUUCUUUUAGAUGCCCAAGCAUCAUCUGGCAUCCCUAUCAAGGCUACAGUUCCCCCACCUUCACAGUGGGACUGUAAGAAGAAAGCUGAAUCUUGUGGAGACGCAUCUGAGUUUCCCCAGUGUCUUCCAGCAGAUCUUGAAGAGCAACGCAAAUUCCUGACAGAACAAUGCAUCACCUCCUUCCGUUUGUGUCUGAGCCGUUUCCCCCAGCACUAUAAGAGCCUCUACAGACUGGCCUUUCUGUAUGCGUACAGCAAAACACACAAGAACCUCCAGUGGGCCCGAGAUGUGUUGCUAGGCAGCAGUAUCCCAUGGCAGCAACUGAAGCACAUGCCAGCACAGGGUCUCUUCUGUGAGAGGAACAAGACUAAUUUCUUCAAUGGAAUCUGGCGAAUCCCUGUGGAUGAAAUCGACCGCCCGGGCAGCUUUGCAUCUCAUAUGAACCGCUCCAUUGUCUUGCUGCUGAAUGUGCUGUCUCAGCUCAAGGAUUACAACACCCUGCUGAAAGUCUCCUCCAUGCUGCAGAGGACACCUGAUCAGGGAAAAAAGUACUUACGGGAUGCAGAUCGUCAAGUUCUUGCACAAAGAGCCUUUGUUCUCACAGUGAAAGUAUUGGAGGACACACUCAACGAGCUGACAGAGGUAUCAGAAGAUCAAGGUUCCAAAUCUUGUAGCCUUGCAGUAGGAAAGAUGACAACAGACGUCUCCAACAAAGCUAGUGCUGAAGAAGGGAAGGAGGUUCUUCCCAAAAAGCCAGGCUUCUCUGAUGGAGCAGUAUGUGGUACUGAGAAUGGAGUAAAAGAAGUGACCCAGAGACAAACCCUCAAUGCUAUGGACACAUUGGAACAAGAGGAUAAGAAUGACAAGGAGAUGAAAGAGGGCCGCAGGCCUGGCUCAGUUGAGCCCAUGGAUUUUGAUGGAUAUUCCAAAGACCCUGAAAAAAUUGAUUCUUCCUUUAAACAUACUGAGCCAGAUCGUGUUCAGUCUGGCAGGAACUCAAAGGACAAAACCCCUGAAAGCAGGACUGCAGAACUCUCCCUGGAGGAGUUAAGUAUCAGCUCAAAACAGCAACAACAGCAGGCAGCUAAAGGAACAGUUCAGGCAGCACCUGUGGAGGAAGCUGUCCAGAGAGCAAACAGAAAGAGGAAGUUAAUAGAUGAUGCAGAGUCUGGGAAAACUCUGUUACUGGAUGCCUACCGGGUGUGGCAACAAGGUCAGAAGGUCAUGGCCUAUGACCUGGGCAGGAUUGAGAAGAUCAUGUCAGAAACAUACAUGCUGAUUAAACAGGUGGAUGAGGAAGUGGCCCUGGAACAGGCAGUCAAGUUCUGUCAGGUACAUAUGGGAGCCUCCACACAGAAACAGUCCAUAGGGGAAACGCCAACAACCCCAAAGCAUAUAAAGGACAAUAAAGAGAGCUUCUUUCCAGCAACACUGCCUCCUACACCAGUAAAUCCAGACACUGUGACUUCUGAAAACCUCCUAAAACUGAACGACCUUCAUUCCAAACCCAAGCCAGCAUCCUCUUCCUCCUCUUCCUCUUCCUCCGCAUCUUCUUCAGUGCCCCCACCGCACACACCACACAAGGACAUCGAGCCACACCAACGCCAGAGUGCAGAGACUGCUCCCAGCAUGUCUUACAUUGCGCAUGAGGAGGAGGAGCUGGAAGGACCUUUGGAAGGGCUUGGAUUUCAGCAGCAAGAGUCCCGACUUUGCCAACAGAUGAAAAUGGCUACUGUUGCUCCAUCAGCUGAGGCUGCACGCUGGCAAGUGGAAUCAGUGACCAGCACAAGCUCAGGACAUAUCUGUACCCAAGCCUCCAGUUCCAAGCCAGAAGUCAGUUCCAAUUCACAUUCCUUGGGAAGCCAGCAGAACAAAGCAGACAGCACCAGAGUAAAAACCCGCAUUCUGCCCACUAUGCCAAAGCUUUUUAUCCCUUCAUCUAUCACCAAAUUCCCACCUGAGAUCACUGUCACCCCACCAACACCAACCUUACUUUCUCCAAAGGGCAGCAUUUCAGAAGAGACAAAGCAAAAAUUAAAGUCUGCUAUUUUGUCUGCUCAGUCUGCAGCAAAUGUAAAGAAGGAGAGUCUUUGUCAGCCAGCAUUGGAGAUCUUAGAAACCUCAAGCCAAGAGUCCUCACUGGAGAGUGAUACUGAUGAAGAUGACGACUACAUGGACAUAUAAAUAGAUUGCAGUGGUCAUCACCAACAACACCAACCAUAUAACCAUUCUUCUGUUGCCAGCAUCUCUGCCAGACAGUACAUCUUGCUCUUCGUUGGCAUUGUCCUCCAAUUAAUCUUCAUCAGCAUUUUGUCAUUCACCUCCAUUAUCUUCACCACCAUCACUGCCUCUGUAUUGCCUUCAAAAACUUCUCCAUCCUACCUAUCAUGGUGCUUGAUGGAAAGAAUGAUUGGUCACCAGCCAGUUAAUUCAUCUGGACCAAAACACCACCCUUAAACUCCAGUAAAGCCAGUCUUGUGAGCUGCAAGCAUUUCUUUCUACUUGCUCUUGCUUCUCCAAACCAGAUCCUUGGGAGCCAUUCCAGUGGCUUUUUCUUUAAACCUUCCCUUUAGCUGUCUUUUAGCAUUUCUCCCAAGUUGACUUUUCCUCCAGAUAAUUUAGCAGCCCGGGCUCCUGCUCUGUGUUUCCAGCAUCUCCAGCAAAGAUGAGUGGAGGGAAGAAGUUGGCAAACCAGCAAAGGUUUCUCCUGCCAUCACUGAUUUCCUAUGCCUUCUGGAGAGAAUUGGUGAGUGUUUGGCUUCUUGGCACAGCCACAGGACAUGUCAGAAGUUGGCUGGAUGACAGAUAACCAGGAAGUUGGGUUUCCAAUGUGGGCAGAAGUUUUGUCCCUCCCAAAUUGUGCUCAUUUCACCCUUAAGUGUUAAGUCUAAUAAAAUAUUAUUUACCUGAAUGUUGGCUCAAAGAACUGGACUGAAGACACAUCUUCCAGCAUUGUCUUAUGGUCCCUUCUCUUCUAAUUGCCUUGGACAAGCAUUUUGGGCCAGGGGCUAGAUGAUAUUUUUAUGGUGAUAUUGGGGAAUGUUAUAGAUUUCAAUACCAUUUCAGUCUGUUUUUUACAGAAUGACACGAAAAGGUGUUUUUUAUCUAUCUGAAGAGGGAUUGCUCACAGUUAUUUAUAUGGGAAAAUAAUGGUAACAAACAGCAUCUUUUUCUACUGAAUGUUAACUUUGUAAAAUAAUGAAUGCAAACCAUGCAAAAAAUAUAUACAUGCCACAUAUAUAAUAUGCAUACAGCUUGCCAUGUUAGAUUGCUCUUUGUGUUUGGGGGGAGGUGUGUUUUUGUGCAGUGCGGAGCUUUGUAUAAACAUUUUUUCUAAUAAAGUUAAAAUGUACUCA